Messenger RNA from Argentina anserina (silverweed cinquefoil), 1442 nucleotides. RefSeq names its product dehydration-responsive element-binding protein 1E-like. Bases 504 to 1235 code for a protein of 243 amino acids. Gene Ontology annotation, biological process: regulation of DNA-templated transcription. Lineage: Eukaryota; Viridiplantae; Streptophyta; Magnoliopsida; Rosales; Rosaceae. The record is from RefSeq and is a predicted model, not a curated record. Gene Ontology annotation, molecular function: DNA-binding transcription factor activity; DNA binding. The transcript has a single exon.
CGAUCACUUGUUACAGUGCGGUUUCGACUCUGUUUCGUAAUAGUCCGGCAGCAUCACACAUUCACACUGUCUUCACACUCAAGUGACGCAAGUAAACAUUUCUUAACCUUGAAAUUAAAACGUGAUAUUUUCGGAAAAACACAUCCUGACCCGCACUAUCACUCGCCAGCUGUCCUGAAUGUCCCCACCAUCAGACCCUGAAUCUUCCGAAGCUUGCCUCGUUUUACCGCCACCUGUCUUGAAUGUCCCCACCAUCAAACCAUGAAACUUCCGAAACUUAGCCUCGUUAACCGCCACCUGUGAUCCUCGCUAACACUCCGUGAGUCCGUGUGGUCGUCGUGUCCAGAAGCUAAAAGGUCCCCACAGCAAAAUGUAUAUAAGCCCCUCCCCACUCGUCACUCUAGUUCCAUAAGCCUAUCCAGUUUUCCCCACAACAAAUUCUACUCAGCAAACAGAACCAGUAUACCAACACUCUCUGCUCUCACAGUUCUCACUAAUCUCAGAUGAGUAGCUUCGGUACGCAGUUCUCAGACUCGAACCAGAAAACCCCAGAUUCAUUCUCCUCCAUAGACAAGCCCGACUCCUCCUCGUUUUCCGACGCCAGCGUCGCCACUCGCCGUUCAUCUUACUCAGACCAAGAAGAAGUCAUAUUGGCCUCGAGCAGGCCUAAGAAGCGAGCCGGGAGGCGAGUGUUCAAGGAGACACGCCACCCGGUCUACCGAGGCGUGAGGCGGAGGAACAACAACAAGUGGGUGUGUGAGGUGAGGGAGCCCAACAAGAAGACCAGGAUUUGGCUCGGGACGUACCCAACAGCCGAGAUGGCCGCUCGGGCUCAUGACGUCGCUGCAUUGGCGCUUCGAGGGAAGCAGGCUUGCCUCAACUUCGCUGAUUCCGUGUGGCGCUUGCCGGUUCCGGCUUCUAUGGACCAGCUCGACAUUCGCAGGGCUGCCGCGGAAGCCGCUGAGACAUUUAGGCCUCAGGAGUUCGGAGGCGUCUCUAGCAGCUGCGACGAUGACAACGAGAGAGAAAAUGAGAAUGGGAAAGUUGAGAUAGAGAACGGAAGGGGGUCCUACGAGGACGAAGAGGCCAUCUUCGACAUGCCGAGGCUGCUUACGAGCAUGGCAGAGGGACUACUGCUCUCUCCGCCUCGUCAUUACUUGGACACUAUGAACUACUGGGGAAUCGAUGAAGUUGAAAGCGAGCAGAACUUCAGCCUGUGGAGCUACUCCAUUUGAGUGGGAUGUAUCUAUGGUUCUGAAGCUAGUAGCUAGUCACUUGGACAACACAAAUUGAAGUGGACGUCUAUGGUUAUUUUUCCGCAUUCUAUUUUCACUUUAGCCCGUCAUCGAUCUAGUAGGGUUCAUUUCCAAAAAAAAAGAUCUAGUAGGGUUGACAACGUGACAUGUACAUAACUUCUACAUAUAAAUUAACUUGAUUCUUUU